CCAGUUUCGAUUCCUUCACUGCUUCACCGAGCACUGCGCGGUGGUGUCUGCUGCUGUCCCUGCGCGUCCCGUCGGGUGCCCCCAGGAACGCGAUGGCCGAGCUGUUUCCUCUGGCCGAGGAGCUGUCGUGCUCCAUUUGCUUGGAGCCCUUCAAGGAGCCCGUCACCACUCCGUGCGGCCACAAUUUCUGCAGAUUGUGCCUGGAUGAGACGUGGAUCGUCCAGGGCCCGCCGUACAGGUGCCCUCAGUGCCGCACAGUGUACCAGGCGCGUCCGCAGUUGCACAAGAACACGGUGCUUUGCGCGGUAGUGGAGCAGUUCCUGCAAGCGGAGCAGGCACGGAUGCUGGCGGACGACUGGUCCCCCCCUGCCCGCUCCGCUGCUUCCAGCUCAGCCACCGAGGUAGCCUGUGACCACUGCCUGAAGGAGGUCGCGGUGAAGACGUGCCUCGUGUGUAUGGCCUCUUUCUGCCAGGAGCACUUGAGACCGCACUUCGACAGUCCCGCCUUCCAAGACCACCCCCUGCAGCCACCCGUCCGCGACCUGCGGCGCCGCAAAUGUCCCCAGCACAACCGCCUUCGGGAGUUAUUUUGCCCCGAGCAUAGCGAGUGCAUCUGCCAUGUCUGCCUGGUAGAGCACAAGACCUGCUCCCCUACACCCCUAAGCCAGGCCAGCGCCGACCUGGAGAAUAGGCUGAGGCAUAAACUCACCAUCAUGUACAGUCACAUCAGUGGGGCAACCCGAGCACUGGAGGAUGUGAGAGCCAAGCAGCAGGGUGUGCAGGACUCCAUGAAAAGGAAGAUGGAACAAUUGAGGCAGGAAUACAUGGAAAUGAGGGCUGUCAUUGAUUCGGCGGAGACCAGCUCCAUGCGCAAGCUGAAGGAGGAGGAGAAGCGGGUCUACGGAAAGCUGGACUCCAUCUACCAGGUUCUUGUCAAGAAGAAGAAUGAGAUGCAGAACCUGAAGGGGGAGGUCGAACUUGCCCUGGCCAAAGGGGACGAGUUUGAGUUUCUGGAGAAAGCGGCAAAAUUGCAAGGGAUGUCAACGAAACCAGUCUACAUCCCCAAGGUAGACCCAGACUACGAGUUGAUAAAGGGGAUCUACCAGGGUGCAUUGGACCUCAAGAAUGAGCUGAAGCGCUCUCUUAAGCAACUACAGGAAAAGAAGGUUGAGGAGCCCCCUAGUCCAGGUGACAUGGGAGAUCAUAGUACAGAGUCCACAACCAAACAUCGCCCCAAGAAGACCCAACAGGAAAAGAAGACCAAGAAAGCACCUGCCGCCGCCAGCUCCACUCCCAGCUCUUCCUCAUCCAACAAGUUUCCCACCUUUGUAGCUCCUGGACAGUCAAUGGAGUUUAAAACAACUGUCCCCGAUGCUACACCCAAAGACAACACCUCACAGCCAAAUUCUACUGCACUCAAAGCUAAGAUACUAGAAAACUUCUUAGCCAAGUCUAGAGCCGAGCUUCUGGAGUAUUCCGUUAAAGUCAUCUUCGACUACAAUACUGCCCACAACAAGGUGGCUCUGUCAGACAACUACACCACCGCCUUUGUGGCUGAUGGACUUCAGCAGUACCGGUCCCAUCCCCAGAGGUUCACCUACUGCUCUCAGGUUCUGGGGCUGCACUGCUAUAAGAAAGGCAUUCACUACUGGGAGGUUGAGCUGCAGAAGAACAACUUCUGUGGUGUAGGCAUCUGCUACGGCAGCAUGGAGCGGCAGGGCCCCGAGAGCCGGCUGGGCCGUAACGCCAACUCGUGGUGUGUGGAAUGGUUCAAUAACAAGAUCUCUGCCUGGCACAACAACGUGGAGAAAACCCUGCCCUCCACCAAAGCCACUCGAGUUGGGGUACUUCUGAGCUGUGACCAUGGCUUUGUCAUUUUCUUUGCUGUCACUGAAAAGGUCUAUGUGAUGUAUAAGUACAAGGUGGACUUUACUGAAGCCCUGUACCCCGCCUUCUGGGUGUUCUCCUCGGGUACCACACUUUCCAUCUGCUCCUCCUCCAAGUAGGCAGGUCACUAGGCCAGCCUCAGACAGUUGGAUUUGCUGGGGAACAUCCAAGACUGCUGAAAAAAAUGCUGUAGGAUUCUCUUUGGCAAACUUCUGAGUUGUCAACAGAUAGGAGAUUGGGAAGAGAGUUGGGGGAGAGGCCGAGAGAAAAAAAAGGGGAGAUUUGGCUCAGAAAGGGGUGGGGUGAUUGUCUUGUGGGUGGGGAAGCAUUAUCUACCUCCUGGCACCCUGAGGGCAGGGUGACCUCCUCCCAGUGCUCUGGGAAAUCUCAGGCUGUUAGCUACUUGGGCAGAACUUCAGAGAGGAAAAUCAUUAGUGCUUCCUGUUGGCUUACAGAAAAUCUGUAACUAUGUUUUUUCUCAGGUGAUGGAUGUCCACUCUCUGGGGUAGCCUUCAGAACUUCAUGUUUUGAUUAUGCUCUAGAUUAAAAAAAAAAGCCAGGUGUGGUGGCACACACCUUUAAUCCCAGCACUUGGGAGGCAGAGGCAGGUGGAUAUCUAUGAGUUCCAGGCCAGCCUGGUCUACAGAGUGAAUUUCAGGAUAGUCAAAGCUACAUAGUACGACUCUGUCUCAAAAAAACAAACAACAAACAAAAAUCCAGUCUGAGUUCAGUGUAUAUAUUAUCUCUUUGGAGCUAGGUAUUGAAUCUAGAGUCUUUAUAUGCACUACUACUGAGAUCCAUGCUACUCUGAACCCAUAUUACCCUUCCUCCAAGGAAACUUUUGUAGAUAAGACUUCAAACUCUCAUCUGAAUCAAGGCAACCCCGAUCCAGUUGAGACAGAAUUUCUUCCUCUCCAAGGGGCAUCUCACCAGGGCCAUGUUGAUUGUGGCCAUAGAGCUAGAGAGGCCUUUCUUCCCAUAGCCUAUGCUGGGAGUGGAGACAGGGGAGCAGGAUCCUGACUGGAUUAAUGUUAGCCUGAUGGCUUUGCUCUUACCAGUGUCUUGCCUUGACAGCUGUCUUCAUCAGUAAUGUCCCCCUUCUCUGGAUUGUAGAUACUGGGCUAUGACUAUAAAGGUCACCUUUUGCCUUCUGUGGCUACCAUGGUUAAGUGGCCAGCCACACCACAUCCCCGUACCCUACCGUCAUGCAGAUUCAUGGUUGCUUCAGGAGCCAUGCUAGAUCACCCACUGAGGUGACUACCUAUGGUCUGAGGGACCUGUGGGAGACAGCCAUAUUCCUGUUUUUCCCUAGUCACAGACUACAGGCCCACUGAUGCGUCUAAGACCCAUCACCUAACCUGUCCUGUUCAUCUGUCUUCCUCAUUUGAGCCAAUUCCAGGUGCUCAUAUAGACCGAACUGUAGGUUAGGAAGACCUUUAAGGAUGAGAAAGAAGCCAAGGAGGUCUGGCCAGUGGCUGUUUUUUUCUGUGGUCUUUGAUGCAGUGAAAAUGGCCCAGACCACUAAAGGACAGGGAUGGACCACUGUAAUCUACCCACCCUCCUUCUGUACUGAUGUCAAAUCCAGAACAUGUGAGGAUUUGGCCUCUGUGACAGGAGUCCAGCUCCCUUUCCUAAGUGGGGAGCUCCCUCUUGUAAGCCUUCCUAUGAAGAGAGGUCACCAUAGGGGAGGUAGGGACCCUAGACCUUUCAUAUGGAUGGACAUCUGAGAACAUAACACAUUUCAGAUCUUGUAAUGGAAUCCCAGGGCUAUUACCUAGCAUUGGCAUUCCUGACAGAUGUGUGAUCUGUGUCCUCUCCCAGAGGAAUGUUCUGUUUCCUGGGAGCAUCUUUGCAGGGCACAUGUCCUGUAGAUGAUGUGUGGCCUUUGAAAGCUUUUUUUUCCUUUGAUAUACAAGUUCUUUGGUGAUUCUUCUCUGAAUUUGAAGAUGCCAAUCUUCUGAAACAAAGCUUUGUUUGAAACCAAGACAGACUUGGGAAAUAUCUAGGUUUAGAGAAGCAGAAUGCCAAGGGUUAACUGAGGGGUCCUCCUUGGACUCUUCUACAGAAAUGGAACAGACAGUCAAGACUCUUCCCAGGCUCUGUACAGCUCAGGUUAGGACGUAUCUCUUUGUGAGAGAGCCAAGCAGGCGACCAAAGCCCAGAGCUGCUCGAGGUGCUUUGGAGCUGUAAGCGGAGGAGUGUACCCUUGCUGUCUGGUACCUUUCUGUUUGCAAUGGCAAGACCUCUUCUUGACCAUACCCAUAAACGUGUCUGGAAGCCUGUACCAUAGGGUCCUGGAAUGGACAGAGUCGGUGUAUCCAUCUCACCUCUCCUUUCGAGAGCCAGGCAGGUGGGAAGGUGGAGGAUGGCUCUGUUCACCAUUCUUGUCAUUCCAACAUGGAAGAGACACCUAACACGGGUGACAGGAAAACCCUGGGGCCCUGUGGACAUGUAGAAAUUGCCAGUAACGUUGAUGUAAAAUCCUAUCCUAGACCCAGGUGCUGGGUACUGUCUCAGUCACUCUGGGGUGAUAAGCUAAAGGUCAAGUCUUUGUAUUAUCCAGGACUGGCUAGCUAGUCUUUUUAAUUACUUGGAGAUUGAUUUUCGAUCUAUUACUAAUAUCGAUAUGUUAUCUUUUACACCAUUUACCUCCCUCUAUUGAUUUUAGUUAAUUAUUAAUGUUUUUGCCAAUGGCUUAUUGAACUAAGUGUUUUAGAAGUGAUUCACAAUCAAGACAAUCAUCAUAAGCAGGGCGAGGAUGGCUGCUGUACCAUACUUUGAAUGCAGUGAAGCAGAACUCGGUAUCCCCAUGGAUUCAAGUGUGGGUAGAAGAUGUUGUAACUCAAGCUGAAAUCCACUGAUGAGGUACCUGCCCCUUGCAAGCUACUGCCCAGGGUUCCUGGGUGCUCAGGCCUACAAUCCCUUGAACCCCACCACAGUGUAGUCACCAUUGCAGGGUGCACCGAGAGAGAGGGUGUGUAGGCCUAACUUCAAGACAGUGCCAGAGUGGAACACUGGUGGAAACUAAACCCCACUUAAGUAACCAGCAAGGAGAGGUGGGACCGGGGCUUGUUUUCUUAUUCUUCCUACGGUUGCAUAGGCUUCAACAUUUCCAUCAUAAAAAGUUAAAUAGUGAAAUGGAAAAUGGCCCAGACCAGAGAUGGAGGGUGUUCAUGAUCUUUUCUACAGAGGAACAGGUGUCUUGGGAAGUGUAGAUACUUUGUUGACUGUUAGAGGAUUUGGCUGGCCUUUGUUCCUGGAUUGGGAGUGUGUGUGUAUGUGGGGGGGUGUUAAGUCCUUGGAAUUUCCUGAGAGGGUGCAGUGUCGUUAUUUGUCUGCCUUGUGGGUCACAGUGGAAUUUUUGUCAAGAGAGGGGAUGACCCAGGAUGGCAGCUGGCCAAUGUAAAGACCAGCUUGGUGAUUGGUUAGAAGGCUGAGGCACUGAACCCGAAGGACGCCUGUAGGGAGAAGAGAACUGGGGACUGGGGUCAGCGGGAGACCUCUGUGAAUCCUGCCUGUAAACGAUGGUUCAAAUCCAGACCUAGUGCAACUUCUCUGCAGAUGAACACACACUUGGCUGCAUGGCCACACUCGUGUCCUGUGACGGCAGGACAAGGAGGAUCUGUGCUCCAGACCUUGCCCUGUUUGUGCUUCUAUGGGAUUGCUUCUGAUUAUUUUCAUUUUAAUAAAGUUCAAAUCAUAAAGACAA
Molecule: messenger RNA, 5596 nt
Organism: Mesocricetus auratus (golden hamster)
Lineage: Eukaryota; Metazoa; Chordata; Mammalia; Rodentia; Cricetidae
Gene: Trim25
Product: tripartite motif containing 25
Molecular function (GO): protein binding
Source: RefSeq, a predicted model, not a curated record